Tachysurus fulvidraco (yellow catfish) is the source of this 4401-nucleotide messenger RNA. It is a transcript of the gene rhbdf1b, whose product is annotated as rhomboid 5 homolog 1b (Drosophila). Gene Ontology annotation, biological process: regulation of epidermal growth factor receptor signaling pathway; regulation of protein secretion. Gene Ontology annotation, molecular function: serine-type endopeptidase activity. Gene Ontology annotation, cellular component: endoplasmic reticulum membrane. The coding region runs from base 215 to 2920 and encodes 901 amino acids. The record is from RefSeq and is a predicted model, not a curated record. NCBI's taxonomy places the organism in Eukaryota, Metazoa, Chordata, Actinopteri, Siluriformes, Bagridae. The transcript has 20 exons.
AAUCACGUUCAGCCCACGGACUGUGAAACUCACUGCCCAACGGAGAUGUGGACAUAGGGACAUUAUAACACUGCUUUCGUUUCCUGAUCGCGUCCAUAAUUCAGUUUGUUCAGAAGAUAUCAGUUUGUUUUUUGCAGCCCCCCUUCACACCGCGGUGAAUGAGCAGAUCAGAGAGCUGAGAAGUCAGAGGAACUGGCAGACAAGGGGAGGGGAGAUGAGCAUGGCUGAAACUGAUGAGGAGAGCAGCAGUCAGCAGCGGAAGAAGCCACCAUGGCAUUAUCUGGAUUUCCCCAACCCACAGGGCCCAACAGAGGAUCUAAACAACUACAUACUGCCUUGGGCACGUAACAGUCUGUAUCUGCGCAGUGCCAGCGUGCCCACAGAAAACAUCCAGCUCAGAUUCCCAGUUGUGGAUCCCUACACAUCUCGAAGACCCUCAGUACUGCGCAAACCUUCCCUUUCACAGACCAUCAGGAGCCCUACAGAGAAGAGGGUACGAUUUGAGCAGAUGAGCACAGUGUUGGUUAAUGGCCAAUGCUCCUCUCGGCUGGAGGCCACCAGGCGCCAGUCGCUACCCCAUAUUGUCCUCAGGGGCACAGCAGACUGGUUUGGGGUCAGUAAAGACAUCGACAGCACCCUGAAAUGGCAGAGGAAGAGCUUACGCCACUGCAACCAGCGUUAUGGCAAGUUAAAGCCACAAGUGCUCCGAGAGAUGGACCUGCCCAGCCAAGACAACAUCUCCAUAACAAGCACAGAAACUCCACCACCUCUUUAUGUCCCUCCAGUGCACCAUGGCAUGCAGAAGAUUGGUGUUGCAUUCAUGAUUGUGGACCCACUGGCUCGGGGCCGAGCCUUUCGGAACAUGGACGAUAUGGAUGCUUUCAAUGGAACGCAAACUCCUGGAGCUGUCUCCCUGUGCUCUCUCACCAGUUCUCGUUCUGGUUUCAACCGGCUUCCACACAGGCGAAAGAGAGAGUCUGUAGCCAAAAUGGGCUUCAGAGCAGCUGCAGCUCUCAUGAAGGGUCGUUCCAUGAAAGAUGGCACUAUGCGACGAGUACACAGACGGAGCUUCGCUGUAAACAGCUUCAUGGAAGAUGACACAGGAGAAUUCCUAGAUGAACUGGACACCUCCUUUUUUACAAGGGAUGGACUGGUACAGGAGGAAUUAUCCACAUAUGCAGACGACGUGUUUGAGUCACCCUCUGAGGCUGCCAUUCGUGAGAAUGAUGCAAACAAAGUGCCCUGUGAGACAGAUUUAACAGGCAGCGCCCUGGGAAAGCCAGAGUUAGAAAGGAGUCACCUAAUGCUGCCACUUGAGAGGGGCUGGAGGAAAGGCAGGGAUAGCUCUCUGGUCCAACCUAAAGUGCGCUUACGCCAGGAAGUCGUGUGCGCGAGCGGCCAGAGACGGGGACAUAGGAUCACGGUGCCUGUUACAAAGCUCUUUACCCGUGAGAAACGUCCUUAUGGCCUUGGCAUAGUGGGAAGGCUGACCAACCGCACAUACCGCAAGCGCAUUGACAGCUAUGUGAAGAGACAAAUAGAAGACAUGAACAACCACAGGCCUUUCUUCACAUAUUGGAUAACAUUUGUUCACUUGCUCAUCACCAUCCUGUCAGUUUCCAUUUAUGGCAUUGCACCUAUUGGCUUCUCUCAACACGAAACUGUAGAUUCUGUUUUAAGAAAUAAAGGCAUUUAUGAGAAUGUCAAGUAUGUGCAGCAAGAGAAUUUCUGGGUUGGACCGAACUCGGUGGCACUGAUACAUUUGGGAGCCAAAUUUUCACCAUGUAUGCGCCAAGACCAGGAGGUGCAUGACCUGAUCCAGGAGAAGAGAGAGAAAGAGCGCCACUCAGCCUGCUGCGUCCGAAAUGAUCAAUCAGGCUGCUUGCAGACCUCUCAACAAGAGUGUUCAAGUACAUUGGCUGUCUGGGUAAAGUGGCCCCAGCACACAAGUGUUCCAUAUCUAAAUGGCAAAUUACGCAAGUACGGCUCAGUUUGUCACCAAGACCCAAGGACGUGUCUGGAGCCAGCCUCUGUCUCACCUCAUGAGUGGCCUGAUGACAUCACCAAGUGGCCAAUCUGCACCAGGCACAACAGCGGAAACCACACCAACCUGCCACACAUAGACUGUGUGAUCACAGGCCGGCCAUGCUGCAUUGGAACCAAAGGAAGGUGUGAAAUCACAUCCAGAGAAUACUGUGACUUUAUGAAGGGUUAUUUUCACGAAGAGGCUACGCUUUGCUCCCAGGUGCACUGCAUGGAUGAUGUGUGUGGCCUUCUGCCAUUUCUCAACCCAGAGGUCCCAGAUCAGUUCUAUCGCCUGUGGCUGUCUCUCUUCUUGCAUGCUGGGAUUCUGCACUGUCUGGUGUCUGUGUGCUUCCAAAUGACCAUCCUGAGAGAUUUGGAAAAACUAGCAGGGUGGCUUCGAAUAUCCAUCAUCUACAUCCUCAGUGGCAUUACAGGCAACUUGGCCAGUGCCAUAUUUCUUCCUUACAGAGCUGAGGUUGGUCCAGCAGGCUCUCAGUUCGGCAUCCUUGCCUGUCUGUUUGUAGAGCUGUUCCAGAGCUGGCAGAUCCUGGCGCGACCGUGGCGGGCCUUCAUCAAGCUGCUGUGUGUGGUUCUCUUCCUUUUCGGAGUUGGCUUGCUGCCAUGGAUUGAUAACUUCGCCCACAUUUGUGGCUUCAUCUCAGGCUUCUUCCUCUCCUUCGCAUUUUUGCCUUACAUCAGCUUUGGCCGAAUGGACACGUACCGCAAGCGCUGCCAGAUAUUGGUCUCGCUCACAGUCUUUCUGGGAAUCUUCUCAAGCUUUGUGGUGCUCUUCUAUGUGUAUCCAGUCAAGUGUGAAUGGUGCGAGCUGCUUACCUGCAUACCUCUGACGGACAAGUUCUGUGAGAAAUAUGACCUCAAUGCUCACCUCCACUGAGGCCUUAGAGAGUGGAGAAGAAAGACAGAGGAAAAAACAGGGAGACAUGUGAAAUGGUGUCCAAUCCUUUAGCUCUAACAGACAUUAUUUGCUGUAUUAUAGUCUUUAUCAAUGUGUAUUUUUACAUGCACUCAAUGAAGGUAUUAAUUUCAUGGGAUCAGUGAAAGGUCCUCUCAGAGGAAGAGAGAUAAUCUAAAUGCCUCUAGUGCCUUGUUGAUCAAUACCAACUGCUGCCAUCUCUGUGUUCCAAUAAGUCUGAGCACUUUUGUUCUUAACCUGUAAUAUGUACACUGCUACUUAAGUAGUGCAUGUCUGGUAGUGUUUUAGCUACCUGAUCCCUUGUAAUACACAGUCCAAUUAGAGUAAACUUAAUACUCUGUGUGUCAUAUUUAUUUUCUGUUGAUCAGAAUAAGUUCAGAAUUCCAUUCGCUUCAACUCUUCCUUCAUUUCAGUGCCUAAUUACCUAAUGUAAUUAUCUAUUACACUGUCCAUCUACAAGGGUUAUUUUCUCUAGUAGAGAGUUUGAAUGUUUGUUAUUGUGCUAAUCGGUAAGCAGUUUUUAAUGCUGUUACCAUACAAGGACGAUGUGUGUGUGUCAGGGGGAGGUAUGUAUUUUGGGAUGGCCAUGUUGUCUGCCACAGGCUGAAGGAUGAGCUCCAGUCUUCAUCGAACGCAUCACAGCAUUAAUAGAGUUCCAAUCGUCACGGCUCACCGUCUCUCUCGUACCUCCUUCGAUAAAAAGCUCCUCUCUAUUGUGUGCUAUGUUAAUUUCAACCCCCACCCUCCCAUUCCCUACUGUAGCACAACACAGCACAACAGAGCCUGUGUUAGUUUAGCCGAAAUGGUAAUUAAGAGGUAGCAAAUGAAUAUGUGUGCGUUGGGCUGCAGGCUGCUGAAGACGCUUGAGUGCUCUUCUGCUGAUGAUUACAGGUCUGCAAACAAUGCCUCUGUGAUGCUGAAGGCUCAAAUCCAUCCUCAGGAACAAGUUACCACAUUUUACAUCAUUUCUUGUCUCACACCCUGUCCCCCUCUCCCUUCUUUCCCGCUACUGCUCAAUCGUCUCCUUCCCUCUUUCCCAGUUAAGGACAAUGGAACAGCUGAGAGAGGCAGCCCGUGCAAUCACCGCUUUUUAGCAGCUCUAUACAUCAAACCCACCCCGGCACUACAGAGGAAAUUAGCCUGUCUAUUCCCCAGCCCCCAUGCUCUCCAUGCUCUGCCCUAUAGAGAUGGUAAUUUUAGGGUAAGAGGUCCAUAUCGCAAAUCAUUGAUCAGCAUCAAAUCAGUGUGUGGCGAGAGCUUCUCAAAUCCCCACCACUUCAGGACGACACAACAGCCAUUUGUUGAUUAGCGGCAGCACUCUGCCGAGGUACAGAUCGUUGUAGGCACGGGGAUGGCCUGUGUCUUUUCUGGCACUGCCCUCAUCUCUGACUCCCAUUCUCCUUUUUCAUCCUUAAUCCAAAAAAUUAGAUUUUUUUCCUCAA